AUGAGUGGUGGUGGCUGUGAUAACAGACCGCCUCGACUUGACAAUUUGUUAAAGCUUGAUGGUUAUCUGUGGAAUUAUCAGAAUGAGAUUUGUCGCAGAUAUGGAGUAUUCCUUGAUUAUUCGAAGAAAAUUGAAGAGUGUGGUGGAUGGGAGACAUUCACAACAGCUUAUCGAGAAUAUGGUGUUGUGGUGAUGAAAGAUAAUUCAAUUCAUUGUCUGGAAUGGGCACCGGGAGCAGAAGCUUUGUCAUUAGUAGGAGACUUUAACAAUUGGAAUAAUGAAUCACAUUCAUAUAAAAAGCUGGAAUUUGGCAAAUGGGAAUUAAUUAUUCCGCCUGAUAAAGACGGUAAUUGUGCAAUUAAGCACGGAUCGAUAAUUAAGGUCGCUGUAAAAAAGAAUAAUGUAUUCCAUUUUAAAUUAUCGCCUUGGGCGCCUUAUGUUACACGGCCAAAAGAAACAACAGUUUAUCACAUGCCUUUUUAUAAUCCACCAGAAUCGGAACGUUACCAUUUCAAAUAUCCAAAACCAUCAAAACCAGAAUCAUUACGAAUUUAUGAAGCACAUGUUGGAAUAUCUAGUUUGGAAGGCAAAGUUAAUAGCUAUAAAAAUUUUGCGAAUGAUGUUAUUCCAAGAAUCAAGAAACAAGGCUAUAAUACCAUUCAAUUGAUGGCCAUUAUGGAACACGUUUAUUAUGCUAGUUUUGGCUAUCAGGUUACUAGUUUCUUUGCAGUAUCAAGUCGUUGCGGGACACCAGAUGACCUGAAAUAUCUCGUAGAUAAAGCACAUGAAGCAGGUCUGCUUAUUUUGCUUGAUGUGGUGCAUUCACAUGCUUCAAAGAAUGUGGAAGAUGGAUUGAAUGAAUGGGAUGGUACGCAGAACAGUUAUUUCCAUGACAGUAACCGUGGCUAUCAUAGCCUUUGGGAUUCACGACUUUUCAAUUAUACGCAGCAAAAGUUAAUGAGUUUCAGAAUUGAAACUCUUCGCUUUUUACUUUCCAAUCUUCGAUGGUGGAUUGAAGAAUACGGCUUCGAUGGAUUCCGAUUUGAUGGUGUAACAUCGAUGUUAUAUCAUUCUCAUGGAAUUGCAGAUGCAUUAGAUGGUGGUUAUGAUAUGUAUUUCGGUCUGAAUGCUGAUACCGAUUCACUUGUUUAUUUGAUGCUUGCGAAUUCGUUUCUUCAUCGCAAAUUUCCUAAUAUCGUAACGAUUGCUGAAGAAGUAAGUGGCAUGCCAGCAUUAUGUCGACCAGUCGAAGAAGGUGGACAGGGUUUUGAUUAUCGCUUAGCGAUGGCAGCACCGGAUUUAUGGAUUAAACUUCUCAAACAUUUCUCGGACGAGAACUGGGAUAUUUCUAAUCUGGUAUUUACGCUGGAAAAUAGAAGGUAUUCUGAGAAGCAUAUUGCAUACGCUGAAUCACAUGAUCAGGCUCUUGUUGGUGAUAAGACGAUUGCGUUUUGGUUAAUGGAUAAAGAAAUGUACGAUUUCAUGUCUGAUACAACACCAUUAAUUCCGAUAAUUGAGCGUGGUAUCGCAUUGCAUAAAAUGAUUCGACUGAUUACAUAUGGAUUAGGUGGCGAAGCAUGGUUGAAUUUCAUUGGUAAAAUUAUUUUUUUUACAAAUUUAAAAAGUUUUUUGUAA
This is a messenger RNA of Acanthocheilonema viteae, 1635 nucleotides long. The record is from the annotation of a GenBank genome assembly. NCBI's taxonomy places the organism in Eukaryota, Metazoa, Nematoda, Chromadorea, Rhabditida, Onchocercidae.